CCUGUUUCCCGGCAGCGGGGGUGGGCUGUAUAUAUAUGUGUAUAUAUUGACGAGAUGAUGUGAUGAAGAUAUUAGGCAGCGAAAUGUAAUAUGCCAAACGAUGGAAUAGCCAUUAUUCCGGCAUUAGUUGGUAUUGCGCGCGCUGGUAAAUGCCCGGUUGGCGUGUUGUUUAAUUAACGUCCCUGCGUGUCAGAGUGGCGCGUUAGGAUAAUUUGUUAGCCUGUGUGGAUGCGGGUUGUGCAGUAUAAUAUGAUAAAUACGCUCUUGGUUUAAAUGCAUAUCCAUCGAUUUUGAUUAUCGGUUAGCGUAGGCCAUUACUGGGGCUGAACAUGCCGGUUAAUUUGGGCGUUGUGGGGAAUACGGAGAACGCUGAACGCUGCCUGCUUUAGCUGACCCUUCGGAACAGAUGGCCGGGUUGAGAGUUUUAUGGGGGAAUUUUAUGCGUGUUUUAUCAGCGGCGCUCUCAGGGAAAUUACACGUCUGGAAUUUAUUAACGGAUAAGAUGUUGAUGAACGCAAUCAAGUGUCUCAAGUAUGGCGGAUGGCCUUGCCGCAUUAAAAGUGCCAUUCCUUAGCAAUUAAUUCCGCAGUCGACAACUCUGUCGGUUAAAGAGAGGAAAAAAAUGCCGAAAAAAUCCGAUUUAUACAGAAAAUAUUCCGAAAGUCCCGGGAUUUAUUUAAUAAUCCUGGGAUGUUUUCUCCACCCGGCGUGGGGGACCCUCCAACGCGUCCGGCUGGAGGGAUGCCGGGGUCAGAACGCCACGUCCCUCACCCUCUCCCAUCUCGUCCUGGACGCCGACGAAUCCACCGGAAACGUCGCCAAUAUCUACAUCGCCGGGACAAACUGUUUAUACAAAUUAAAUCCAAGUUUAUCCAUUAUACAAUCAGUCGUUACGGGUCCGCAGGAUGACAGUCUCUUGUGUUCCGCCCGAGGAUCGUGCCAGCACGGCGCCCUGAAGACCCCGACGGAUAAUGUCAAUAAAAUUCUCCUCGUGGAAGGCGCCGGGAGCGAGCGGACGGUGUUGGCCUGUGGGAAUCUGUUUCAAGGGAUUUGUGAGCGGUAUCCGGUGGAGGAUAUCGGGAGGAAGUUGGAACGGUUGCCGGUGCCGGUGGUGGAUAAUGAGGGAGUGGCGGGCGGCGGCAGUGUGGCGUUUGUGGGGCCGGGGCUGCCGGAUGCCCGCAGUCACCGGGUGUUGUAUGUCGCGGCGCCGCAUACGCAGCGGGGACCGUAUCGCAGCCAGGAAGAGAUACCGGUUCUUAGCAGCCGAAAUUUAAAAACCUUCGAAAUUAUCCGCGCUCGCCGGUUUGUGCAAGCCCGCCUGAAAAUCGCCAGCCAGUUUCUGGAGACCUUCCAAGUCAAAUACAUUUCCGGUUUUUACGACGAGGGUUACGCCUACUUCGCCAUGAUCCAGCCGGCCUCGGCCGGCAACCCCGACGAGGGCUACGUCAGCAAGAUCGGGCGGGUGUGCGCCUCCGACCCGUCCUUCGAGUCGUACAUGGAGAUCACGCUGAGCUGCCAGGCCAAGGGCAACAAGUACAACCUUCUGCAGAGCGUUCAUCUCUUACAACCGCCCACCGGCUCCUUAGUCGGCAAGGUCCUUGUGGCCGCCUUUUCCGCCGCUGAAUGGCGCUCAUCGGCAUCCAAGCCGGCCUCGUCCGCCGUGUGUCUCUUUCCCAUCGACGAUCUCCACGAAAUGUUCGAGCGCAACGCGCGACAGUGUUUCAGCGGCAGUCGGCACAGUCGCGGAUUGGGAUUCAUUGCCGGUGCCAGUUUGCCCUGCCCCAAAGAUCCGCGUGUUGUGACGGAUUUCUGCAACGAGCACCUGAUGAUCGAAGGCAACAUCCCAGCCAACGCGGAGGCGCUGGUGACCUUUGCCGAUGACUCCAUCAGCGCCGUCAGUGCCACGGUGGCGCCGGCCAAUGACGACGUCGCUGUGCGCGAACACGUGGUGAUUGUCGUCGGGACACGCAAGGGAAUAGUGCGGAAGAUCCUCCUGAAAAGCGCCCACGUCGGAUUGGAGUACGGGCAUGUCGAUCUCAAUCAGCCGCACUCCAGUGUCGGCCAGGUCAAAGAGCUGCACAUCGAUAAUAAACAACGGAAAAUCUACGUCCUCACUGAAUCUGAGGUAGUGCUGAUGGAGAUGGACUCGUGUUCGGUGCACUCGGACUGCCGGCAGUGCCUGCAAUCACGCGAUCCAUUCUGCGGUUGGUGUUCGUUGGAGAAGCGUUGUACAACGCGCCAGGCAUGUUCGCAAUCCUCUCGCUCCAGCAAACACGGCGCGGCCAAAUGGCUGCCCUUCAACUCACAGCAGUGCAUUGAUUUUACCUCCGUCAUCCCGGAUCGGAUUUCCGUUCAAAGGUCACAGACCAAGAUUGAACUGCACAUCAAAGAACUGCCAGUGGCUGCCACGGAUAAAGGUCACUCUCCCUACAGCUGCGUCUUCGGCAUCCAGUCGGACGCGGCGGCCCCCACGGUGGCGGUGGUCCCGGCCAAUGUGACGCGCAACGGUCUAGCGUGCAUGUUGGAUCCGCGGACGUUAGCGGAGGGAUGGAAAGAGCCGGAAGCAGAUCACGUGGCGGUGUCGGUGAAUGUGCGCUCGCAGGAGACCAAUAAGGAUUUCAUCCAGCGCUCGCUGACCGUCUACAACUGCGCUUUCCAUCAACGAUGCCAUUCCUGCGUCUCAAGCCAGUGGAACUGUACAUGGUGCAGUCAUAGUCAUACCUGCGUCGACAAUAAUCCCGAAUCACAACAAACCUGUCGUCAGUCUUCGAAUGGUGAAUCGGCGUUGCUCGCGGUGGCGGACCAGUGUCCGCACUUAUCCACCACCGACGUAAAGGAAUUCAGUGCCCCACAGUUGGGUCGCUCAUCGCUGCUCCUGCCGAAUAUGGCCGCUAAAGCCAUCGUACUAACCGUCAGUCAACUGUCCCCGCAAAAGGACGCCGUGUUUGAGUGUCUGAUGGAGACGGAGAACCGCGUGACCCGGGUACCGGCCACGCUCCAGGAACCCAGCUCCCUGCUCUGCCAGGAGACGGCCUAUUUCUAUCAAUCAGAAACCGAGGAGAAGCCCGGCGCGUUAUCGGUGGUGUGGAACUGGAACCAUUACGUCGACACCAUCAACGUCACGCUGUACAAGUGCCGGUUGAAGGGACCGGACUGCAGCACGUGUCGCAGUCUGCCGGCGGAGUUCCAGUGUGUCUGGCUGAACGAUGAAUGCCAAUUCGUCCAAGACGAGCAGAAACUGAAGGGGGCUAAUAACUGCCCAGCACCCACUAUUGAUUCGAUUUCGCCGGUCAGUGGUCUGGUCGAUGGAGGCACACUCCUGACGAUCAUGGGCCGUGAACUCGGUCUGAAAAUGGACGACCUGACCGAUGCCAUCAGCGUCGCCGGCGUCCCAUGUUAUCCGGUGGAAUACCAAGUCUCCCGGAAGGUUGUCUGCCGGCUGGACCCCUUCACCACCCAACCCUACCGCGCUGGCCCGGUAACCAUCACCCUGGGGGGCCGCGCCCCGCAGUCCUCCUUCCAGCGCUUCUACUUCCUCAACACCACCCUCUCCCGCAUCCAUCCCCGGCAGGGCAUCCGGGCGGGAGGGACCCGGGUGACGCUCUUCGGGAACCAUCUGGAUAUCGGGAGUAACGUCUCCGUCGUGAUCCUGGGACGGGAAUGCCGCGUCAUCCCGGAUUCCAUCACCGCGCACCAGUUAUCCUGUUUCACGACCGCGUCCGCCACCGGAAGUGGGAAACCGGGAGUAGUCUUGUCCAUCGACGGCGGAAACAGGAUGCUUAACACGGAAUUUAUGUUUACGGAGGAUCCGGUGGUUACAAAAUUCAUCCCGGCCACGACGUUCGCCUCGGGUGGGAAUAUCAUCGACGUGAUGGGAGAGAAUCUCCAGGCGGUGCAGACCGCCCGGAUGACUGUCUUGAGUGCGGACGGGAAGACGGUGAUGAAUUCCUCGCAGUGCCGGGUCAUCGACGCUUCUGUAUCUUGUCGCGCCCCGUUUGUUAACGACCAGAAUAUCAAUAACAGCGCGGAAUUCGCGGUGAGGAUGGAGAUGGAUGGCUGGACGGAUCCGCAAUUGCGCCGUAUCGUUUACCUCCAGGACCCAGUGGUGUAUUCCUUCGAGGAAGUCGACCACAUCCGGCCCUUCCACGGCGAGGUCCUAGUGAUCGAGGGCGAACGCUUAGACAGCGGAUUAACAUUGACGGAAGUGUACGUCACCGUGGGCGAUGACCUUUGCAACAUCACCAGCAUCACGCCCAACCGCAUCGUCUGCCAACCGCCACCGGCAGUCGCGCGCGGGCACUAUCCCGUGGAGCUACACAUGGGCGAGCUGGAGUUCCCGGCGGGGUACUUGGAGUAUCCCGGGGUGGGUGUCGGCGGCAGUGGCGGUGGAGAGGGACCGCGGGCGGAGAUUGUCGUGGGGACGGAUGUGGUGACCGGCGUGUCGGUGGGCCUGGUCGGGUGCCUGCUGAUUACCGCCGCAGUGUUGUGGUUUAUGUGCCGGAAGAGUAGCCGGGCGGAGCGGGAGUAUAAAAGAAUCCAGCUGCAUCUGGAUACCCUCGAGAGCAACGUCCGACUCGAGUGCAAACAAGCUUUUGCGGAGCUGCAAACCGACAUCUCGGAUCUGGCGAGCGAAGUGCACAUGGCCGGCAUCCCGUACGUGGACCACGGGACGUACUUGAUGCGCAUCUUCUUCCCGCUGUGCCUCAACCCGGACCGCUCGCACCCGGUCCUGCAAGACAUCCGUCCCUGCCGCAACAACCGCUGCACCGGAUUCGAGACGGCCAUGCAGCAGUUCGAGCAACUGCUCUGCAAAGACGUCUUUCUCGUCUCCUUCAUCGGGGCACUGGAAUCACAGAGGACGUUCGGCAUCCGCGAUCGCGCCAAUGUCGCGUCGCUCUUGACGCUGGUCUUCAUGGACAAACUCGACUACUUCACACAGGUUUUUCAACGCUUGAUGAUCGAUCUAAUGCACCGCUCGGCCCUCGCCAAGCACCCCCAGCUGAUGCUGCGCCGCUCCGAAUCCGUGGUAGAAAAAAUGCUGUCCAACUGGAUCGGCAUCAGCAUGCUGGAGACCCUCCAGGACCACAUCGGCCCGACCUUCUUCCUCCUCAUCCAAGCCGUCAAAACCCAGGUCGAAAAAGGCCCGGUGGACUGCCUGACCCACCAAGCCCGCUACUCUCUGUCGGAAGACCACCUCCUGCGCGACAAAGUCGACUUCCACUCGGUCCUCAUCGACCUCCACCAGGACGAAUUAGACGAAAAAGUGCAAUGUCGGGUGCUGGACUGCGACAGCAUCUCCCAAGUCAAAGCGAAACUACUAGACGCACUGUACAAAAGCACAACGCCCAGUUCGACACGGCCGUCGUUAUACGAAAUCGAUCUAGAGUGGCACAACAGUACCCGGGGGCGGCUGAUCCUCCAGGACGAAGACGCCACGUCCACCGUCGCCGCGGGCGGUUGGCGACGGAUCAAUACCCUCGCGCACUACGGAAUUGUGGAGUCGGCGGUGAUGACCUUAGUGCUGCGCGCCCAGGACGCCGGGUACCGGCAGAAUGCGGAUCACUGCGAGAUCAGUCCGUACAGUGUGUCGUCGGCGGUGCGGGAAUAUCAUUCGGGGAAGGUGUGGCAUUUGGGACGCGGGGGGACGUUGCGGGGUGGGGGGAAGGAGAUUCGGGAGAUUUAUCUGACGCGGUUGAUUUCCACGAAGGGCACGCUGGGGAAGUAUGUGGAUGAUCUGAUGGAGGGACUGUUUCGGGGGGAUGACGGGCGGGUGCCGGUGGCGGUCAAGUGGUUGUUUGAUUUGUUCGAUCGGUUCCAGCAGCAGACCGGGUUGGUGGAUGCGCAGACGGUGCAUGCCUGGAAGAGCAACAGUUUGCCGUUGCGCUUCUGGUCCAACUUGAUCAAGACUCCUGAAAUGCUGUUGGACAUGCAGAAGAGUCCGAGUGUGGAGAGCAGUCUGGCGGUGAUUGCGCAGUGUCUGAUGGAGAGCUGCAACUGGAAUGAGAACGGCCGGCUCGAUAAGGAUUCGCCCUGCAGUAAACUGCUCUUUGCCAAGGACAUGCCGAUUUACCGGCAGAUGAUCCGUGGUUAUUACGAACAGAUCCAGGGAUUGCCGGCAGUCGCCGAACCGGAACUGAUGGAAUAUAUGCGAUCACUCUCAAAGAAAUACGCUUUCCAUAUGAAUGUGACAAACGCCCUGAAGGAGCUGUUUUCCUACGCCGUCAAAUACCAAAUUGAGAUUUGCGAGAAGUUAGAGGAGAAUCUGAGCGGUCACUUGCUGGACUGCAAUAACCUAGAGUUGGCGCGCAUCUUGGAAUCCCUGUGCAGUGCGGCGUCCAACAACUACUUCUCCGUGCCCAUGCCGCCCGGCAGCAGUGGCCUGGAGACCCUGUCCAAGCCCGUGUACGCCACGUGUGCGUCGUCCACGCUGUACCCGGGAUACGCGGCGUCGCAGUGGCGCUGACCGGAAUUAUCAGUGUACAGUUUUGUUGUCCUUUUGUAUCCGCUGUUUUUUUAUUGUAAUGAUUUAAUUCUUUGAUUAUUGGCUGGCAAGGGAAUUGAUAAUAUG
Messenger RNA from Paramacrobiotus metropolitanus, 6568 nucleotides. RefSeq names its product plexin-B-like. NCBI's taxonomy places the organism in Eukaryota, Metazoa, Tardigrada, Eutardigrada, Parachela, Macrobiotidae. The record is from RefSeq and is a predicted model, not a curated record. Gene Ontology annotation, biological process: regulation of GTPase activity; regulation of cell migration; positive regulation of axonogenesis. Gene Ontology annotation, cellular component: semaphorin receptor complex. Gene Ontology annotation, molecular function: protein binding; semaphorin receptor activity.